Paramecium sonneborni is the source of this 465-nucleotide messenger RNA. The record is from the annotation of a GenBank genome assembly. NCBI's taxonomy places the organism in Eukaryota, Ciliophora, Oligohymenophorea, Peniculida, Parameciidae.
AUGCCUUGUAGUUGUAGUGAUUAGAAUGGAAUUUCAAUUAUCGAAGAGCUGGGUAUUUAGAGGAAUAUAAAUUAUUUUAUAAAAAUAUUUAUUAGAAGGUUUCAAUUGAAUAUGAAUGAUAUACAACAUCGCAAUCAUUAUUAUAACUAAGUCAAGACAAUGGCACUAACAGAUUUUUUAGGGAAUUGUGAAUUUAUAAAAAAAAUGCUGAACUUGGGAAGAGGAAGUAUUGAUGCAUACAUUAGAUCCUUAAAGAAAAGAAAUUACAAAAAUGAUAAUAAAUCUAUUAUGGCUGCUCCAGAAAAAAACUUUUCGAUUAAUAUAAAGUGGAUUUUAAAGCAGAAAGAUCAGUUUCAGAUAACAUUAAUGAUGAAACAAUACUUACUACUAUAAAGGUUAAGCUUUAGAUUCAGUAAUAAUCUAAAUCAAUUAUAAUAUAUUAUAACCUAAUCGAUAAACUUUUGA